This is a messenger RNA of Cydia strobilella, 3490 nucleotides long. It is a transcript of the gene Wwox, whose product is annotated as WW domain-containing oxidoreductase. NCBI's taxonomy places the organism in Eukaryota, Metazoa, Arthropoda, Insecta, Lepidoptera, Tortricidae. Gene Ontology annotation, molecular function: protein binding. Bases 97 to 1365 code for a protein of 422 amino acids. The transcript is spliced from 7 exons. The record is from RefSeq and is a predicted model, not a curated record.
GCAGGACUCGCUCAAGCAAGUCACAACAAAUAUUUUAUUCUAGUCAGUUAUAAGAAUUGUUAAGAGUUAAAAAUAAGAAAACAAAUAAUAUAUACGAUGCAUAAUUUGGAUUCAGACAGUGAAGAUGAAUUACCUCCAGGUUGGGAAGAAAAAUCCACCGAAGAUGGAAGUGUUUACUUCGUAAACACAUGCACAUCCAAAACCCAAUGGACUCAUCCACGCACAGGCCGUAAGAAAGUUAUACCAAAAGAAUUGCCCUUUGGCUGGUCGAAAACUGUAGAUGAAGAGGGGAAGACUUUAUAUGUUCAGCAGGAAACUGGUCACAAGACUUACGUGGAUCCCCGACUAGCUUUUGCUAAGGAGGAGAAAAAACAUGUGCAUGAUUUUAGGCAGAGGUUUGAUGCAUCUUCAACUGCAUUUCAAAUUUUACAUGGUGUAGAUUUGUAUGGAAAAUAUGCCAUGAUAACGGGCUGCAACACAGGCAUUGGUUAUGAGACGGCAAAGUCUCUAGCGCGUCAUGGAUGCAAGAUAUUAUUGGCCAAUCGGAAUAUGGAAGCCACCCAAACAGCCAUAGAAAACAUUGUGAAAGAAACAAAUGCUGCUCAAGAAAAUUUAAAAGCCAUCCAACUUGAUUUGUCAUCCUUACAAAGUGUGAAAAAGUGUGCAACGAUGGUGAAGACAUUAUUUUCUGAUCAUCUUGAUAUGCUGAUACUGAAUGCUGGAGUAUUUGGUAUCCCAUUCACAGAGACUGAAGACAACUAUGAGACAACAUUCCAGGUGAACCAUCUGAGUCAUCUAUAUCUGGCUAUCUUAUUGGAAUCACUACUUAAAAAAGGCUCAAAGGUGAUUUUUGUUUCUUCUGAGUCCCAUCGUUUUGCCAGCCUAAAGAACCUAUUUGCACAGCAGAGCCUUUCAGUGUCUAAGGACCAGUACAGUGCAAUGAUGGCUUACAACAAUUCUAAACUCUUCAAUGUUAUAACCGCAAAGAUCCUGAGCGAGGAAUGGAAAGGCAAAGGCAUUUGCGUCAACUCACUUCACCCGGGCAACAUGGUGUAUACCAACCUGAGCAAGUCUUGGUGGCUGUACAGGCUAGCGUUCACGUUUGUCCGACCUUUCACCAAAUCUUGGCAACAAGCAGCCGCCACGACAGUGUACGUAGCAACGGCGGCGGAGCUCGAAGGCGUCACGGGACUGUAUUUCAACAACUGCUUUUACUGUGAAGAGUCCGCUUUAUGCAGGGACAAGGAUAUAGCGAAUGAAGUCUUCGCUUUGUCGCUAAGAAUGAUAGAACAACGCGUAGACCCCGAUGGCCUUCAGAAAUAUUUGCAGAAAUAUUGCCCAUCUAGUAGUAGUGUUCAAGCUUAAGGCCCAAUUACAAAAUGUAUAAAGAACCAUGAUGUGCGAUAUCAUAUAACUUAUUUACAUCAUGUUAAUAUUGUAUCUUGUAGUAGGUAUGUUAGACGUAAUAGUCGUUUACUCUACGGAUGAGGAACUGGUUUGAACGGUUCUCUGCCUUUACGCCGAAAAUUGUAUUGCAGAAUUUCACUUGGCAACCAACUUUUCGCCAAAGUUUCAUUUGGCCGAAUUUCAUUUCCCAACUUUACAUAAUCCAACCUAAUCUAACCCAACCUAGUACGUCAUUUUCAUUUCGCAACUAUGGGGUUGGGAAAUGAAAUGUUUGCGAAAUAAUUAUUUGGUAACGAUUGGUUUGUCAAAUUAAACUUUGGCGAAAAGUUGGUUGUCAGCGUUGAGUACAGCGGUUUGGUUAGCGGUACUCAACCUGCGGCCCGCCAGGUGAUACUGGUAUAGAUUACAUACCUAACCUUGCCAUUCGAACGUCACCUUUAAACAAAUUCGUCUUGCGGCGCGAGGCUACGAAGGUAAAACCGUGUUUUUGGCCCUCAUAAAUUGUUGAGUACCUCUCUUCUUCUUCUUCCUGCCCUUAUCCCACGUUAUGUGGGGUCGGCACAACAUGUUUUUCUCUUCCAUUCUCCUCUAUCUUUCGUCACCUCAGCACUCACUCCUUUCUUUCUCAUAUCCUCUUUCACACAAUCCAUCCAUAGCUUUUUGGGUCUACCAUACGCUCUCCGUCCAUCAACAUUCAUCCCUAACAUUCUUUUGCCUAUAUGGCAUUCAUCCCUCCUCAUCACAUGCCCAUACCACGCUAACCUACUACUUCUUAUCUUCUCCGUUACUGGUGCUACUUUCAAACUUCCCCUAAUAUACUCAUUCUUAAUCCGAUCCUUUCUCGUCACUCCACACAUCCAUUGUUGAGUACCUACCGCUGCUUAAAGGGGCCCAUUAACUAUGUCCGAUAGCCGCCGGACGAUAUCGGCCUGUCAGUUGUUCGGAACUGUCAAAUUUUUGUUCUAACUCUGGUUAACACUCCCUUUGUUCAUGUUCUUGCUAAGUUUAUGAAAUAUGUUAAUAUCAAGCUCUAGCCCCUUUCAAAAGUUUUUACCUGUUUGUUUAUUCAAACCAAACUUUCCUCUAAGGUUUCCUUUAAAAAAAAAGAUGAUCCUGAUCCUGGCAGUUGGCUCAUUACUUUCUAUAGUUCCUAUUGGUUUUUCUGAACGCCCCCUUUUUAACAAUCUUUUAUUAGGUCGACCUGUAUGUAACUAUGUAAUGGAAUCUAAGGUAAUUAAUUUAACCAUCUUCAAAGGACCGUAGCGUCAUGAAAAUUGGCAGCUGUAUGUAGUUCUGAUGACAAUACAAUAAUAUAUUACUGAUCUGAUGAUGGAGCCGGAAGAUAUGAACUGGAACUUCAUGAUGGAAUCAACUAAAUAUGUAAUGGAAUCUAAGGUAACUAAUUUAACCAUCUUCCCGGUUUCCGAUGAAGCUGAAAAUUUGCAUACCCAUGUAAGUCGGGUGACAAUGCAAUAUUAUGGUACCAUCAAGCUGAUCUGAUGAUGAAGACAGGAGGUGGUCAUAGGAACUCUGCGAUAAAACAACGCAACCUAAUUGUGUGGGGUUUUUAGAAUUGUCUCGAUGAGUAUUAGUUGCCUGUGGAAAAAAAGUACAGUCAGCGAUAAAAGCUAGUACCAAAAAUGAAAUUUUUGCCAAAAACAUUUCUAUUUUUAUUCCUAUAGAAGUUUAGAUUCUUCAACCGCUCAAGCAUCUACACGGACUGGAUCAAGAUCUGAUACUGAAAUUUUGCUCCCACAACCUUGAUACUGGCAAAAUUGUCCCAAUGGACAGAUGCCAUAAGAACCAAGAACUGAACUGAACUGACAGGCCGAUAUCAUACGACGUAUGAAAGGUAGAGGGUAGAGGUACUCUAUAGAGAGAGAGUAAGAGAUAGUCAGUAGGGGCCCCUAUUUAUACUGUUCUAGAGGGAGGUCUAAAGUUAGACUAAGAAGUGGGUAAGUUUUUAUGCAUUUAAUACAUCAGUAUUUUUAAAGGAAAAAGGUGCUAUAAUAAAUAUUGUAUUUAAAAUGAAGUUUAAUAAAUGAAUACUAUAAUACUAAUUACAAAAAUUAUACUAGCUGUA